AUGCUUCUGUACCUCUUCCGUAACCUGUGGAGGCUGCCCGAGCCGCCGAGCAAGGUGCUGGAGAAGGGGAGCCUCGUCCACGCGGCGCUGGAGAAGGUUUUCGAGGCGCCGCCCGAGGAGCGCGCGGGCCGGCUGCACGACGUACUGCGCGAUGAGCGCGAGGCUCCCAAGAGCGGCACCGCACCGUCGCUGGUGGAGGCGCUGUUCGCGUCGGUGGAGGAGGAGCGAGCGUGGGGCCUCGAGUGCUUACUCCUGGUUGAGGACGAGAAGGAGCACGUCUUGAGCACCCAUACGUAG
Molecule: messenger RNA, 297 nt
Organism: Emiliania huxleyi CCMP1516
Lineage: Eukaryota; Haptophyta; Isochrysidales; Noelaerhabdaceae
Exons: 4
Coding region: 1-297 (98 amino acids)
Source: RefSeq, a predicted model, not a curated record